This is a messenger RNA of Brienomyrus brachyistius, 1899 nucleotides long. It is a transcript of the gene plag1, whose product is annotated as pleiomorphic adenoma gene 1. The coding region runs from base 349 to 1791 and encodes 480 amino acids. The record is from RefSeq and is a predicted model, not a curated record. The transcript is spliced from 4 exons. Gene Ontology annotation, cellular component: nucleus. Lineage: Eukaryota; Metazoa; Chordata; Actinopteri; Osteoglossiformes; Mormyridae.
ACAAUGGCUGCUGGAAAGAGGGGAAAGCAAACAAUUUUCAGGCCCGCAGCGUCCAGCAAAAAAUAUGAGAAAAAAAUUAUUAAAAAUUCGGAAAAUAGUGGAAAGUCAAGAAAAAUACCGUAGAAAGGAUGUUAAGACUCCUGUGAUGCCCAGUCAUGGGAAAUAUUAAUUUCUUACCAUCGAUGAGUAUAAUUAGCUGAACACAACAGACCCGUACCUUGUCCUCCUAUCAGGCCCCAAAGAGCCCGCGGUGUUGAUCACAUGAUACAGGAGAGCGCCCCGGUUGCGCGAGCCAUCACGUCCGCCCUGAGCACCGCCGCGCCACCCGAAGGCCUGCCCUAGGCCGCGAUGGCCACGGUAAUACCUGGGGAUUUAGACGAAGUCAAGGAUACCCAGAAGGUCCCAUCGGCCACCGGGAGGCGAAAGAGAGGCGAGGGCAAACCCCGGAAGAAUUUCCCUUGCCACCUGUGCGAAAAGGCAUUCAACAGCGUGGAAAAGCUGAAGGUGCACUCAUAUUCGCACACAGGGGAGCGUCCGUACCGCUGCUCGCACCCAGACUGCAGCAAGGCCUUCGUCUCCAAGUACAAGCUGCUGAGGCACAUGGCCACCCAUUCCCCCGAGAAGACCCACAAGUGUAAUUACUGCGAGAAGAUGUUCCACCGUAAAGACCACCUGAAGAACCACCUACACACGCACGACCCCAACAAGGAGGCGUUCUCGUGCGAGGAGUGCGGCAAGAGCUACAACACCAAGCUGGGCUUCCGGCGCCACCAGGCUCUGCACUCGGCCAACGCCGGCGACCUCACGUGCCGCGUUUGUCUGCAGACCUUUCCCAGCACGGCCGAGCUGCUGGAGCACCUGAAGAGCCACGCGGGCAAGUCGUCGGGCGGCGCCAAGGAGAAGAAGCACCAGUGCGAGCACUGCGACCGGCGCUUCUACACGCGCAAGGACGUCCGCCGCCACAUGGUGGUGCACACCGGCCGCAAGGACUUCCUGUGCCAAUACUGCGCGCAGCGCUUCGGCAGGAAGGACCACCUGACGCGCCAUGUCAAGAAGAGCCACACGAAGGAGCUGCUCAAGGUCAAGACGGAGCCGCUGGACUUGCUGGACCCGUUUGCCUGCGGCGUCCCGCUGCCAGUCAAGGCCGAGCUGCAAUCCAUGAUGGCCAUGGCGUCUGGCGAGCUCGGCGUUUACGCUUCGCCGGCACAGGUGGACCAGGCGGCCGGGCCCUUGGCGAUGGCGUGCCCGCUGGCGGUGGAGCACGCCGGUCUCUCCGCUCACCAGCACCCCCUGAAAUAUCAGCCGGGUUCUACCUCAUACUCCAUGCCUGGGUCUGAGAAGGAGCAGCCGCUCAAGGGGGAGAUUGAGAGCUACCUGAUGGAGCUGCAGAACAGCAUGCCUUCAUCUUCGGGGGAUGUGGCCGUCCCCGGAGCCAAGCUGGACCUGACGUCGCCGGUAGGGGCCCUGGACGAAGCCUCGGUGGAUGCCUCGCUGUCCAAGCUCCCUGGAAUGGCCGCUUCUGACCCGCUACCCUCCUCAUCUUCCUCCCUGGACUUCUCUCAGCUCUUCAACUUCCUCCCUCUGAACGGGCCCCUGUACGGACAGCCCGUCCCCGGCUCGAGCCUGGGCAUCGGCUACGUCCAGGAGGAGGCGCUGUCACUCCCGCAGCCCCAGGACCCCUCGGAGCCCGGGGGCAGCAUGGGAUUGGGCGCCCUCCACGGGCUGUCCUCGCCGUUCACGUCCAACACGGGAGCUACCACCCUGCCCCGUUUCCACCAGGCGUUUCAGUAAAAUGAGCUGCCAACUACGAUGUUUUAAAAAAAAUUUUGAUAUCGUUGUGUUUUGUUUGUUUUUCCGAAGCCAGUAACUCAUUAUGAGACGUAUCUGUCAUGCGUGUAC